Molecule: messenger RNA, 507 nt
Organism: Branchiostoma belcheri (Belcher's lancelet)
Lineage: Eukaryota; Metazoa; Chordata; Leptocardii; Amphioxiformes; Branchiostomatidae
Product: large neutral amino acids transporter small subunit 3-like
Exons: 4
Coding region: 76-507 (143 amino acids)
Source: RefSeq, a predicted model, not a curated record
CUUGUGCCUCCUGCUGUCUGAGACACAGGUUGCUUUUUUUUUACCCGAGAAGAACUUUACCGUGUAACAGUCAAAAUGCCGACUGUGAGGUUUGAAAAACGUUUCCUGCUCCUGGCCAUCUCAGUUCUGGAGAUGUUGCUGUUUUCUGGUAUCAUCUAUGGAUGGACGUCACUGGUGUACAUCCUUGAACAGGAGGGGUACUUCAGCGACUCUUGUGACGCCGCAACGGGAAACAACUCGCAACAAAAUCAUCAGAUCAAAUGCCAAGCUGUGACGAAUACGUCUACCCAGGAUGCACAGUGUUACCCAGAAUGCCUUGAACAGGAUGAGCGUCUGACGCAAGUGUUCGCCAUUUCCGUUGUUGCCAGUCAAGUUGCCUCGCUGUUCGCAGGGAUUGGUCUCGACUAUUUGGGCCUCCGUUUUACCAGGACGUGCUUCAGCACUUUGAUCGCCACAGCUGCCUUGCUGCUCGGAUUCUCCACAAGAGGUGUUUCGUUCAAACAAUGA